AUGCGGGCACAUCUGUCAACGGCGCACCCGGGUGAGCUUGAGAGCGGACCAACUGCCAAACAGCCCCGGAUCGAUUAUUUUCUGAAGCCCGCUGCCACAGGCUCGUUGGCCGCACCGAGACAGGAGGCCAUCACUGAAAAGUUGGUGAAAUUCGUCUGUAAAGGCAUGAGGCCAAUAAGUGUGGUGGAGGACGUGGCAUUUAAAGAGUUCUGCCGAGAGAUGGAGCCCAGAUACCACGUCCCUAGCCGUGGGACUGUGACAUCGCGGAUCGCGGACCUGUACAAGAGAACUGUAGACCAACUCAAGCUGUCACUGCAGGGGAAGGACGUGGCUCUUACCACGGACGGGUGGACCUCAUUAUCGACGGCAUCAUAUGUCACAGCCACGGCCCACUGGAUCAACGAAGACUGGGAGAUCUUAAACAGCGUGCUCCAAACCAAAGAGCUGAAGGUCAGCCACACUGCAGAGAAUGUGGGCCAAUGUCUUGAAGAGAUCCUGUGUGUUUAUGGUCUGAAGGAGUCUGUAAUUUGUGUCACCACUGACAAUGCCACCAAUUACAUAAACAUGGUUGAAAAACAUCUGGAAAUGGUUAAUAUACCAUGUGUGGCACACACAAUCAACCUGGCUGUACGGAAAGGGCUGGCGGUCAGAGGCAUUGAAAUCCCCAUCGCUAGGCUGAAAGUGGCGGCUGCACAUUUCAGCAAAUCCUCAGCAGACAGCUACCUCCUCCAGCAAAAACAAGAGCUCCUUGGGUUGAAGGCUCAGAAGCUCAUUAAUGACUGCCCAACGCGCUGGAACAGCACGUACGAUAUGGUUUGCAGAGCAUCAGCGCAGCAAGCGGCCGUGUCUGCCGUCAUCUUUGAAAAGAAGCUGUCUCGAAUGGAGCUGUCGAUGAGCGAAUGGUCCAUAAUGGAGAAGGUGCAAGAGAUCCUGAAACCAUUCAAAGUGGCGACGGAAGCGCUGUCUACGGAUGCCUAUCCAACAGCGUCGGCUGUCUUGCCAAUCAUUCAUGUUCUGCUUGCACAGCUCAAGCGAACGCCAAGCGAAGAAGAACCGCCAGCGCUGCUUGAGAUGAAGGCAAAAAUAGCGACGGAUCUCAAGAAGCGAUAUGGCGAGGAAAGGGUCGCACGUAGGCUUUUGAACAAGGCCAGUUAUCUGGAUCCUCGUUUCCACCAACUCCGUCAUUUGGAAGAGGACCAGAAACGGCAGGUGCAUCUGGCAGUUUUGGAGGAGAUGAAGGCAAAUGUGGGAGGAGGGAGGGAUGAGGCUCCCGAAAGACCACGCGAGCAGCAACCCAAAUCUGCGUUGACGGCCAUGGAGAGUCUCUUCGGUGGUGUGUGCGACACCCGCCCAAACCAGGAGCAGGACAUCAGUCUGCUGCUCCAAAAAGAGAUGUCCAUGUAUGAGCAGGAAUCCCCCAUACCCCCUCAAGAAAAUCCACUCAUGUGGUGGAAAACGUCGGGCGGCAGAUACCCUCACAUUGCCCAGAUGGCAAAAAAAUACCUCUCUAUCCCCGGUUCUUCAGUGCGCUCGGAGCGCGUCUUUUCCUCCGCUGGCAACAUUGUAAACAAAAAGAGAUCAGCCUUGGCACCCUCCAACGUAGACUAUCUGGUCUUUUUGGCGAAUAACUUGUGA
This is a messenger RNA of Gadus chalcogrammus (walleye pollock), 1635 nucleotides long. Its product is annotated as E3 SUMO-protein ligase ZBED1-like. The record is from RefSeq and is a predicted model, not a curated record. The transcript is spliced from 2 exons. Gene Ontology annotation, molecular function: protein dimerization activity. The coding region runs from base 1 to 1635 and encodes 544 amino acids. Lineage: Eukaryota; Metazoa; Chordata; Actinopteri; Gadiformes; Gadidae.